AUGGACCGUUUCCCCUCGGACCUCAACGAAACGAUCGCUCCCCACAGCGUAGCGUGCAAUCCUUUCAUCGAUUUGAGCCCCAAGCGGAUGCCCCGAGAAGCCGAAGAGCCACUCCACAGGAGGAUGGCGCGAAAUCCCUUCACCGGCUUCAUUCAGCACAGCGUUUGUUCGACCACUUCACAGAUCCGCCGUGGCAUGCCCGUCGUCCUUCAGCCGCGCCGCCUUUCGGUGGGCUUCGCCGGCACCGCGCCCGUCUUGCGGCGCGCGGGCGCCGUCGCUGGCCCGACGGGACCGCGCGACGAGGAGAUGGAACCGAUGACUCCUGUGGUGGAGCAGAUCGGCCCUUGCUUCGCACCCUUACACCUGAUGCUGGACCUUGCUGAGGACGUGGUCCGAGAUGAGAGAGCAGGCGAACUUUACCGAAGAGAUGUGGAGAUGAAGAAGAACCUUGUGGAACCAGCCAGCGACAAACAGCGCGGCUUGGGUGCCCAGCUGAGCAAAAGCCUCAUGUUCGGGAUGCCCAGAUGGAUCUAUUUGCUCACCAUCCUCUUAUGGUCUAGCGAUGCCAUCGCCACGGGUACGCUCUUCGACGUGUACUUCAGUGACUUGGCGCGUCGCCAGGGCUUCCAAGAGCCCAACGAGUUCGUGGGCAUCAUGGAGUCCAGUCGAGGGAUCACUUGUCUCCUGGCGGCCAUCCCGUUGGGUUGCCUCUUUGACCGCUUUGAUCGCUUAUGUGUCCUGCGGGUUUGCGUGCUGUGCUUUGGGCUUUCUGGGGCAGUCACCCUAGCAGUGAGCAUUCUCACCGAGCGCCUACCCUUGGCCGUGCCGGGCCUUGCGCUCUAUGCUGUUUAUUUCCAGGCCGGGACUGGCAGCUUGGACGCACUGCUGGCUGAUGCCCUGCCGCCCCAGCAACGGACAGCGGCCUAUGCCACGGCAAGGACCUUGCAGACAGCUUCUCGGGCCUUGGGGCCCUUCCUUCAGGCGGUGGUGAUGUUCAUCGUUCCUUCCAAGCAAGAGCUCAGCAAGCUCUUGCUGGCGGGCUAUGUGGGCUUGGCAGCCUUUCUCUUGAUUUUGUGGCCUUUGAGGGUUCCAGAAGCAUCUCCAAGACUUUUGGCAGCUUCUGGCGCUGAUCAUUCAGAGCAUUCUCAUGAAAAGAUCUUGAAGAUUCCCAAGCACAUCUUGGUGCCCGGCAUAGCGAUGGUCUUCAACCUGUUUAUCAUGCUCGGCGGAGGAAUCACACUUAAAUUCUUUCCAAUUUUUUACCACCAGGAGUACAGACUCUCUGAAAUGGCCGUGUGCUUGAUCAUGGCCGGUUACUGGCUCAUGACAGCUUUAGGCAGUUAUAUGGCUGCUUUCAUUUCGCGAAUUGCCCGACGUGUUGUCUUGGUGCUCGGGACCGCGUUUCUGGGUGCAGCGCUACUCUUCCUCUUUGUUGUUACAAAACCUCUUCCAUGGAGCCUGGCCAUUUUUGAGUUUCGACCACUCAUCAAUAAUGCACACUUCGCGCUCAACACAGCUUUGACCAUGGAGUAUGCUUUACCCCAGCACCGGGGCAAGUGGGCCUCUCUGGGCUCCCUGAACCGCGCGACCUUCGCCGGGAGCGCAGUGCUGGGUGGCUACAUCUCGGAUGCCUACGGCUACCGUCUGGGCUUUGCGGUGACCGGGUGCUUCUGCAUGUGUGGGGUGCUGGUUUACUCGCCCAUGUGGUGUCUGGUGCGGCAUCCCUGA
Durusdinium trenchii is the source of this 1728-nucleotide messenger RNA. The record is from the annotation of a GenBank genome assembly. Lineage: Eukaryota; Dinophyceae; Suessiales; Symbiodiniaceae.